AUUGGUUCAUGAUCCUACCAUCUGCACUUCAUUCACAGGGUGGUCUUCCUGCGCCUGUAGUCCGAUUGAUGGAUGCAGCGGCGGUUACGAGGAUCAAAACUGUUAAUAUCCUUGCAUCCUCCAGCAUCGGCAGAAUGAGGAAUGCAACAACCUUAAGCCAACCGGCCUGGCCUUCCACGACAACUGAAACACUUGCUCUUCACCCCGGUAGCAGAUCUUGCUGUCAUAGCUUACUGAGGUACCAAAGAGGUCCGGUCUCCAACUCUAAAAAACGUCUGCUUUUUUUUGUUCAGUGCUCUACAAAGCCAGGCAUUGACAGUGACAAUGCAACCAGCAAGAAUCCUGCCAUUGGACUGGAUUCCAAUUCCACAUCCCAACGACCCGCAACUAGCCAUCCAAAUCAGGUGCUUACUUCUACGUGUUCUAGAGGUUUGGUUUUUGAUUUGGGCUCCAGAAACUCCUGGGAUAGUGCAGAAAUUGGAUCCCCAAUCAUAAAAAGAUACAUUGGCGAUGAUGAAGAGAGGUGGUACAUGUGGUACCAUGGAAGGCCAGAUGGAAACAACACUUGUGAUUCGAUUGGAGUGGCGGUCUCGAGCAACGGAAUUCACUGGGCGAGGGGAGCAGCACAUGCUCGGUCCAGCGCGGAUGUAGGAUUGGUGAUGACUUGCAGCAGGAAUUGGUGGGCUUUUGAUACAGAGAGCGUAAGGCCUUCCGAGUUGGUAAUCAUGUCCAGUCCAAUGUAUAGCUCUGUUUACUGGCUUUACUACACAGGAUUCAGUUCUGAAGAGGUAGACUUUUCGGGACUUGCAAAAAUCCCCUUACAGAACCCGGAAAGGGUUGAUCGUGAAAAUCACGUAAGUGGGAAAAUUUUCAAGUCUCUUCCGGGUUUAGCAUGCAGUCAGGAUGGAAGGCACUGGGCGAGAAUAGAAGGGGACCACCACAGUGGAGCUUUGCUUGAUGUGGGGUCAAGAGGGGAGUGGGAUUCCUUGUUUAUCGCUGCACCGCAGGUUGUCGUGCACAGCAGUGAUGAUCUCAGAAUGUACUACCAUUCGUUUGAUGUGGAAAGGGGUCAGUUUGGAGUUGGAAUUGCAAGAUCCAGGGAUGGGAUUAGAUGGGUGAAGUUGGGGAAGAUCAUGGAAGGAGGAUCAAAUGGUAGCUUUGACGAACUGGGGGUCAUGAACGCAUGUGUUGUGAGAGACCAGAAAGAUGGGAGGUAUUUGAUGGCAUAUGAAGGUGUUGGUGGAGAUAAUGGGAGGAGUAUUGGAUUGGCGGUCUCUCCAGAUGGACUAAAGAAUUGGAAGAGGCUUCAGGAGGAACCGGUUCUGGAGCCUUCAGAGGAGGAUGGGUGGGAUAACAGAGCAGUGGGAUCUCCAUGUCUAGUGCAGAUGGAGGGGAAUGCUGAUGAAUGGAGAUUGUAUUACAGAGGCAUUGGCCAACAGGGAAGGAAGGGAAUCGGGAUGGCAGUGUCGCAAGGAACCGAAAUUACAAGGUUAAGAAGAUGGGCAGGAUUCCAUUUGUAAGAUAGCCAUACAUGGUCACAUUGUAUGUUGAUAUAUUUCAGUAUUUCUUAAUUUUCUUAGGAACCCCGUUGGUCCGAAAUGCCCUAGGGGACAAAAUAUCGGCUGUACUUGGAAUCAAAAUGUCUGUAUGAUUUAUCGUUUCCAUUUAUUAAUGUUUUGGUAAGAAUAAGAACAAAAAAUGCGAAAUAAAUAACUAUA
This is a messenger RNA of Vitis riparia (riverbank grape), 1718 nucleotides long. RefSeq lists its product as uncharacterized. Bases 9 to 1520 code for a protein of 503 amino acids. The record is from RefSeq and is a predicted model, not a curated record. The transcript has a single exon. NCBI's taxonomy places the organism in Eukaryota, Viridiplantae, Streptophyta, Magnoliopsida, Vitales, Vitaceae.